This is a messenger RNA of Sodiomyces alkalinus F11, 2810 nucleotides long. RefSeq lists its product as hypothetical. Gene Ontology annotation, cellular component: nucleus. The transcript has a single exon. The record is from RefSeq and is a predicted model, not a curated record. The coding region runs from base 473 to 2587 and encodes 704 amino acids. Gene Ontology annotation, molecular function: nucleic acid binding; exonuclease activity. NCBI's taxonomy places the organism in Eukaryota, Fungi, Ascomycota, Sordariomycetes, Glomerellales, Plectosphaerellaceae.
ACCGUUCACAAAGGCACCUGUCCCAGUGCCAAUGAAGCGAUCAAAUAAAACAGGAACCCCAGAGUCUGGUGAAACCGUCUGGCCUAUUUCAACAAAAUAGCAAACCCUCCGGAGUAGUUCCAGAACUCUACCCACUAGCCACCAAGCCACCUAUGAGCCAGGCCUUGAAUAGGCCUGGUCCAUCCUCAUAUUGUGCCAUAACGGGCCACUAAGCAAAGCUUUAUUUAUACACGCUCGCCCUCUACUUCUCCGCGCAGCACAGCUUUGUUCCCAAUUAUCCAGGGAGUGGCUACUGGGUUACUUCUGCCGUCAAAGCUGCUUUGUUCAGUUCGGUUCUACCCUUGCGUCCCUGUCCCCGGUAUCAUUGCAUUUAUACCAAUUUGAGUCCAUCAAACCCUCUCAUCUCAGUCUUGCUAUUCACUUUUGAACUCUCAUCGGUCUUCCACUAUCCCGGAAGAAUCAACGACGCAGAAUGUCGUCCUUCCUGAGCUUCAAACACAUCCCGUGUCCAGCUGGAAAUAAGUGCGCCGCCUUUCAAUGUCUAUUCGGACACGGCAAUAACAAUGGCUCGGGGAUCAUCGCUGGUACAAGAUCUUCAUCGACUGUCACUACGAAGCCGUCAACCACAGCCUCCCGACCUCAUUCGGCCCCGAGUGAGGACGACGACGACCCGACCUCGUCUCAAGGAGGCCCUAGGAAACGACAGAAGAUAGACCAGGCAUUAGCGACGGCAGGAUCUGAAGAACGAAUCUCGAGACCUCCGACGACGGCUUCAGUGGCACCCACUGUCCCAGCUACGGCCCAGAGCACGAAGCCUUCGAGCCUCACUAGGCCUAUUUCCCCGCCAGCAUUAGGUCGACGUAUUUCCUCGACUUUGGAUCGGCUGCCUGCGGCGAAUGGAGCGAAGGAGAAGAAUGCCACCACAACACAGCCAAAGUUGACUCCUCAUCGCCGUACACUGUCGUCCACUUCUUCAAACAAACCUCCCUCGGGUGGGAAGCUACGCGCGUCAGGCUUGGACUCUGCGCCUACCUCUACACCAUCCCCUACACCGGCAAGAACUAAGAAGAACCCCCCAGCCGGGCCCUCCCCUUCUACUGGUACCGCUUCUGGUCCUUCCGCAUCUUCAUCUCCUAAACCCAGGAAGGUAGAAUCGCUCAACCCUCGCCAUCUCAAGUCGGCACCGGCGAGCCAUGAAACGCGGAUCAGACUUUUAAAACUUCUACACAGCGAGCUCAAGCGGCUCAACACCGAACUGAAAAAGACUGCCAAGGACGCCGAUACUGACCUCGUUCUUUCCGACCAGGAGCUCAUAUGGGAGGCCCUGGACCAGGAGGAAGCCGCGGCUGUCACGAAGCCCACCAUUUAUAGCCAAAGCCUGAGAAACGCCAUUAUGAAGUUGAAGCGCAUGAAUGUCCAGCAAUGGAAGGAGGAACGCCGCACUCUGGACCGGCGAUGCCGCGAUACUAAGAAACGGCCCGAGCAGGACCCCGCCGACACACCUAAGAAAGUCGUCACGGGCUUGCAGCCAGCCCAGGAAGUGCUGUUACUACGUCGACUUCUUACCUCCGUUGAUGGCCUGGCAGCCCAUGGCUACGUCCCGACCCUACCCACUGCUGCCGAGAUAGCCAAGGCUCGCGAUGGUAUGGAAGCUGCCCAGGGUUGGGAGAAGUGUGACCGAUGUGACCGGCGCUUCCAAGUUUUCCCAGGUCGCAGCGAGGAUGGCUCGCUCACUUCGGGAGGUGCUUGCACGUUCCACCACGGCAAGACCUACUUCCCCGAACGCCAGGCAGGCGAUAAGUCCAAAAAGGCAAAGCGUUACCUUUGCUGCGGUCAAGAAAUCGGAGACUCAGCUGGAUGCGCCGAAGCGCCCCAUCACGUCUUCAAGGUAACUGACCCGAAGCGCCUGGCCUCCAUUCUCAAUUACGCCGAAACGCCGGCCAAUCCUUCGGUGCCAGCUGACCGAGCCGUGUGCUUCGACUGCGAGAUGUGCUACACCACCUACGGCCUUGAACUGGUCCGGCUCACCGCCACUGCCUGGCCAACAGGUGCAACGAUGCUGGACGUCUUGGUGAUGCCCCGCGGCGAGAUUCUUGACCUUAACUCUCGUUUCUCGGGAGUCUGGCCGGAUGACAUGGCCCAGGCGGAGAUGUGGAACAACAAGGAGGUUCCCAACUGUGAAUCCAAGGACGGGCCCAAGAGGAUGAAAAUCGUCCCUUCUCCCGAAGCUGCGCGUGAUCUCCUCUUCUCGUUGAUCAGCCCCGAAACCCCGCUCAUUGGGCACGGUCUGGAGAAUGAUCUCAACGCUGUUCGAAUUAUCCACCCAACUCUCAUUGAUACGGUCCUUUUACAUCCGCACAAGGCCGGUCUUCCCUUCAGAUACGGACUGAAACGGCUGAUGCAGGAGCGCCUCGACCGCAAAAUCCAAGUCGAGACUGGCAGCAAGACUCUUGGUCAUGACUCGGCAGAGGAUGCGCGAGCAGCCGGCGAAUUGGUACAUCUCAAAAUUAUGGAGGAAUGGCAAAACAUGCAGCGGAGAGGCUGGAAGUUGGACGCAUCGAUAGGGGCUUUCAUCCCCCCCUGCUGAUAUCCGUCCGGCAAAGAGUGCAAGCCUAAGGCUGAUAAGCGGGAUAGGGAAUUCUUGGAGGCACUGACUGGGUCGACCAAGUCGGUAAAUAGCGAUCAGUCCGACUAGCUAUUUGGGUUAUAUAGGUCUCGCUGGGAUUUAGAGGAAUCAUAACGGUCUUGAGUUUCUGGGAAUCUCUGCCUAUGCAAUGGUCUGUCUGAAAACCAACCUACAUCUCCACCAU